Messenger RNA from Lytechinus pictus (painted urchin), 899 nucleotides. RefSeq lists its product as uncharacterized. The record is from RefSeq and is a predicted model, not a curated record. Lineage: Eukaryota; Metazoa; Echinodermata; Echinoidea; Temnopleuroida; Toxopneustidae. The coding region runs from base 72 to 824 and encodes 250 amino acids. The transcript is spliced from 4 exons.
GCAUACUGCUUUUAACUACGGAGCUCAAGAGAUCGGUUAGAGACGUUCUGAUAGAUUUUUGAUUGAAGUCUAUGUCUAUAUACUUGAAGUUCAUCAUGCCACGUGCACAAAGGAAGAGGAAGGCUGGAGAAGGAAAGACUGGAGAAGGAAAGGCAGCAGCCUCCAAGAAGAUCUUUACUAAGCAGGCAGCUGAACCAAUGGAGUCAGAGACCAGUCAGACCACACCAGAAGCCACUGCUACCACAGCCACUGCUAACAUAGCCACAGCCACUGCUACUAGUACUACAACCACAGUCAAUGCUACCACAGCCACACUCACUGCUACCACAGACACAGUCAAUUCUACCCCAGCCCAGGCAGGGGCAGCUGCUGAUGAAGACCCUGAUGACGAACUCGAGGAGGCCCUGACACAGGACCAGCCAGACGAUGAGGUGCUACUCCCUGGUGAUGACCAACAUGAGGAGGGCCAUGCUGCUGCUGAAGACUCUCACUCUCAGCACCCACACUUGGAGAGGGACGGUGAACAACAGCCUCACAAGAAGUCUCGCCGCAAGGCCCUCCUACUCGACAAUGUCACUCAGGAGCAACUCUUCGAGUGGGUCAGGGAGCACAAACUUUUGUGGAGGAAGGGGGCCACCGACUACAAGGAUACAAAAAAGAAGACGGAGCUUUGGACCAGGAAGGCAAGAGAGCUGGCCAUUGAGGAGGGAGCUGAUGCUCUCAGGACAUGGUGGAAUUCAGUCCGGGACCUCUACGCUAAGCUUCUCUCCAAGAAGUCUGGCCAGGCUGCAGCGAACUUGACAGAGAACUGUUCAUCAAGAUGAACUGCGCCUUCCUAUACAAGGAGGUGAAGCCCAGGAAAUUAAUCGAAAUCGGAUGACAAAUAACAAAGUUAUGGA